UUGCCGCUUCCUUUCAGCCAUUUUCCGGGGCGCUGCGAAGGGGGAAGCGGCAGGGAGCCCCCUCGCCGCCGCAGCAGCAGCGUCGUGUCGUCGUCUUCCGGCGCAACGUGGCGCAGUGUGUUCCCCUCAGCUCGCUUGGCCCUCAAGGCCCUUCCUUCAGCCGCAGAGGAUGGAGGCCGAGGCGGCCGCGGGUGGCUUCAGCACCUCGGAGAGCGCCUGAGGCGGCGGCGGAGGCAAAGAAGGCCUAGGCCUGCGCGCCUCGAGGGCGGAGGCGGGGCGUGAGGCGCGCGCGGCCCUCUCCCUGGUGCAGAGCGGGGAGGACAGAUGUGGCAGAGAGGCCCAUGAAGCCGAGGAGAGCCUUCCACAUGGGGCGCCCCCUUGCUAGGAAGAAGUAGCUCCGCCGCAAGCAGGAAGAGCCCCCGAGCCCUCCUCUCUGUCUCUCUCUCUCUCUCUCUCUGUUGGACUUCCCACCCCGAGUGGAUUCCCACCAUGUGACUUCUCCCUGGGAAGCCCUGCCCUCCUUUCCCUUCUACCAUGGAGCCCUUUGACGCCUCCUUUCAGUCCCUGCUCGAGACACUUGUGCCGCAUCACUGGGGAAUCUGAUCACUUAGUUCCUGCUUGCGUGUGGCUCUCCUGUCCCACGCCAAGGUCUCCCCCAAGAUGAAGAAAUUCCCUUUCCACAAAGUUUUGGACGGCCUGACUUCCUCCACGAGUGGAAACAGCAGCAGCAGCAGCGGGCUUGGGAGUAGUGGCUCUGCGACGGCUGCAGGGACUCCGAGGGAGGAGGUCCCCGAGAGGCUCACUUCAGACUACUUCCAGCUCUGCAAGACAGUUCGCCAUGGGUUUCCAUAUCUGCCCACUGCCUUAGCAUUUGAUCCAGUUCAGAAGAUUUUGGCUAUUGGGACAAGAACAGGUGCCAUUCGCAUAUUGGGUAGACCAGGUGUUGACUGUUACUGUGAACAUGAAAGUGGUGCUGCAGUUCUGCAGCUUCAGUUUUUAAUUAAUGAGGGUGCAUUGGUCAGUGCAAGCUCUGAUGAUAUGCUCCAUUUAUGGAAUCUAAGACAGAAACGUCCAGCAAUUCUUCAUUCUCUGAAAUUUACCCGAGAACGGAUUACCUUCUGCCAUUUACCUUUCCAAAGCAAAUGGCUCUACGUGGGAACAGAGAGAGGAAAUACUCACAUUGUAAAUAUUGAAUCCUUCGUACUUUCUGGAUAUGUUAUCAUGUGGAACAAGGCAAUAGAAUUAUCCACAAAGACGCACCCUGGACCUGUUGUACACCUAAGUGAUAGUCCACGAGAUGAGGGGAAACUGUUAAUGGGCUAUGAAAAUGGAACUGUAGUACUCUGGGACCUGAGAUCUAAAAGAGCGGAUUUAAGAGUAUACUAUGAUGAAGCUAUUCAUUCUAUUGGAUGGCAUAAUGAAGGGAAGCAGUUCAUGUGCAGCCAUUCGGAUGGAAGUUUGACUUUUUGGAAUCUAAAAAGUCCAAGUAGACCUUUUCAGAUAAUCAUUCCACAUGGUAAGAUUCAACGAGAUGGGAAAAAAAUUGAAUCUUGUAAACCAAUUCUUAAAGUAGAAUACAAGACCUGUAAAAACAGUGAACCUUUUAUAAUUUUUUCUGGUGGACUUUCUUAUGACAAACCUUGGCGGAGACCAAGUCUAACGAUCAUGCAUGGAAAAGCAAUCACAGUGCUUGAAAUGGAUCACCCCAUUGUUGACUUUUUAACACUCUGUGAAACUCCAUAUCCAAAUGAGAUUCAAGAACCCUAUGCUGUAGUUAUACUGUUGGAAAAAGAUCUCAUUGUUGUUGACCUGACUCAGAGCCAUUAUCCAAUUUUUGAAAAUCCUUAUCCCAUGGACAUUCACGACUCACCAGUUACCUGCACACAAUAUUUUGCUGACUGUCCGCCAGAUUUGAUUCCUGUGCUAUAUUCUAUAGGCGCUAAACAUAAGAAGCAAGGAUACAGUAGUAAGGAGUGGCCAGUCAGUGGAGGAGCAUGGAACCUAGGUGCACAGACAUAUCCUGAAAUAAUUAUUACAGGCCAUGCAGAUGGAUCAGUAAAAUUUUGGGAUGCAUCUGCCAUUACACUACAGAUGUUGUACAAGUUGAAAACCUCAAAGGUGUUUGAAAAACAGAAGUUGGAAGGAAAACCAACAGCAGAAAUUGCAGAAGAGGAUCCUUUCGCCAUCCAGCUGAUGUACUGGUGUCCUGAAAGUAGAAUAUUUUGUAUAGCAGGAGCCUCUGCGUAUGUUGUUGUUUACAGAUUCAGCAAGCAUGAAGUUAAUCCUGAAAUAUCAUGUUUAGAGGUCCAACUUCAAAGUGAGAUAGAAGAUAACAUUAGUCCAGAGGCAGAAGUGAUUCCUCCAUUUCCAAAUGCCUCCUCUCACCUUUCAUCUUUAAAAGAUCUCUCAGGCAGUACCAAUACUGUAGCAUCUGAAGGAAUGGUGAAGGACAGUAUCCCAUGUCUCAGUGUUAAAACACGUCCUGUGCGAAUGCCUCCUGGUUACCAAGCAGAGCUUGUUAUCCAACUGGUCUGGUCGGAUGGAGAGGCCUCCCAGCAAAUAACCUGUCUAACUGCAAACUCUGCUUAUGGAGUAGUUGCAUUUGGAAACUCCAGCAAUUUGGUUGUUGUGGAUUUUAUACAGAAGACAGUCUUGCUAAGCAUGGGAAGCUUUGAACUGUAUGGAUCAAGUGAUUUGUUUCAACGCCAACCACGUUCUCCUCGUAGAAGCAAACAAUUUGCUGCAGACAACUUUUGCAUGCGUGGCCUGUCUAACUUUUAUCCAGAUUUAACGAAACGGAUCCGUACAUCCUAUCAGAGCCUAACUGAACUAUCAGAUGGUCCAAUUUCAUUGGAGCUAGAGCGGUGUAAGUCCCCCACAGCUUCAGAUCCUGUAAAUGGGCACUGUACAAGCCCGACUUCCCACAGUUGCAGCUCUGCAAAACGGCUAUCCAGUGCAGAUAUUACAAAAAUAAAUCGCUGGGGUCCUGGAAAGCCUCCAUUUAGGAAAGCACAAUCUGCAGCAUGCAUGGAAAUUUCUUUACCUGUCACAACAGAAGAUAACAGAGAAAAUUCCAUCAGUCAUUCUCGAAGUUCUAGUGUCUCCAGUAUUGAUAAGGAGACUAAGGAAACGAUUACAGCUUUAUACUUCACAGAGUCGUUUGCACGGAAGAAUGACACAACAGCAUCUCCUUGCCUUUGGGUUGGGACAGGUCUGGGAGUGGUCUUAACUGUGUCCCUCAAUCUGCCUAGUGAUGAUGAAUUAAGGCAAGCUGAGCCAGUAACAGCAUCUCCAAGUGGUACAUUUCUCUCAUUGAAGGGAGCAGUGUUAACUUUUGCUUGUUUGGAUUGCUCGGGGACAUUAAUACAUCCGCCUUAUGAAGCUUGGAGAGAUCCAAACAGCAUGGAGGAAAGUGAAAGAACAAAGAAAAGAAAACUUGUCCUGCAUUCUUCAUGCUCCCAGGACAUGGGAGACCACCAGUUUGCCAUUAUCUGCUCAGAGAAACAAGCCAAAGUAUUCUCACUGCCUUCCCAGACAUGCCUCUAUGUUCACAAUGUCGCAGACACAUCCUUUCUAUUGCGAGCCGACGUGGUGACUCUGUGUAACAGUGCAUGCCUGGCGUGCUUCUGUGCCAGUGGGCGUAUCAUUAUACACAGUUUACCCAGCCUACGCCCAUUGCUUGAUGUUAAUUACUUGCCUGUAACAGACAUGAGGAUUGCCCGGACCUUUUGUUUUACCAAUGAAGGACAAGCUUUGUAUCUUGGCUCUCCCACAGAAAUUCAGCGACUGAACUACAGCCAGGAAAUGUUUGACAAUCUGCAGGACAUGCUUGGGGAGUUGUUCACUCCUGUCGAAACCCCCGAGGCACAAUACAGAGGGUUUCUGAAGGGACUGUUUGGUGGGACUGGUGGGACCCUCGACAGAGAAGAGCUGUUUGGUGAGGCUACAGCGGGAAAAGCAUCUCGCAGUCUCGCUCAGCAUAUCCCUGGAUCAGGUGGUGUUGAAGGAAUGAAAGGAGCUGCAGGGGGCGUUAUCGGAGACCUGGCUCGUGCACGUCUUGCUCUCGAUGAAAGGGGGCAGAAGCUGGGAGAACUAGAUGAGAAGACAGCAAGAAUGAUGACGAGUGCAGAAGCUUUCUCCAAACAUGCACAUGAGGUAAUGGUGAAAUACAAGGACAAGAAAUGGUAUCAGUUUUGAUUCUUAAGCAUGAAGCUGCACCUCAGAGUAUGAGGACUGGAAGGAGAAAGAGGUCUUAUUCUCAAAAAUCAGGCCCAGGACAGAAGGAAUUUUCUCCUUUAGAAGACUUUUCCUCUUUCGGGACACCAGGUGAUCAAGCUAGGUUUCCAGACAUCAAAACGUGGUGGUUCUUUAUGAGUUAAUUUACAAUGAAUCUUUUCCAAUGAACUGUCAUUGUCAACAGGAAUUGUCACUGGCAUUAGGGAUGAACUCCGGAGAGGAUCUCUCCUGGUUUAAAACAUAGUGUACAAACUAGAUUGUCAAUGCAUUUAAACCGAACAAAACUUUGCAUGACUAAUUGACUUCUUAUAUGACAAAGACAAAAGCAAAGCAUGCUGUGAUUGAGGGAAAGGGAUUUAUUUUCAAGGUCCACAGAGAAUAAAAGAAAAACAGGAGAAAUAUGUUUUAAAAACAGGUUGGUACAUCUCAAGCAUGUUGCCUUCAACAAAUGAGCUGCGUUUCUCACAUUUGACAUUCCUUUCUGUAGACAAUCUUAGUUUUAAAACACUCAUGCAUUUCAUUGGUAGAAAAAUAAAAGAACAUUAAAAUUC
Molecule: messenger RNA, 4787 nt
Organism: Anolis sagrei ordinatus
Lineage: Eukaryota; Metazoa; Chordata; Lepidosauria; Squamata; Anolidae
Gene: STXBP5L
Product: syntaxin binding protein 5L
Biological process (GO): regulation of exocytosis; regulation of protein secretion
Cellular component (GO): cytoplasm; SNARE complex; plasma membrane
Molecular function (GO): GTPase activator activity; syntaxin binding; myosin II binding
Source: RefSeq, a predicted model, not a curated record